Molecule: messenger RNA, 4131 nt
Organism: Clonostachys solani
Lineage: Eukaryota; Fungi; Ascomycota; Sordariomycetes; Hypocreales; Bionectriaceae
Source: the annotation of a GenBank genome assembly
AUGGACAUCCCUGCCAUCAAUAAUAAGGCGGGAAAGAGAUGCAUCGAUGGCGGCGACGCGUCGAUGUUGCCAGCGCGAAAGAGACGAGCCGAAGGGAAUGUGGUAGAUGCCCUCAGCCGUACAGCCUCCUUCUCCUAUGGCGAGCUGAGGCACGAGGAUUAUACCGUUGGCUGGGUUACUGCUCUCCCUAUCGAGCUCGCCGCAACCUCAGCGAUGCUCGACAACAGGCACCCGCCUCUUCCCACUGUGCAAGGCGACGGUAAUUACUACAGGUACGGAAAUAUUGGAGCUCACAAUGUCGUUAUUGCUUGUUUGCCAUCAGGCCACUACGGUACGACUAAUGCUGCAGUGGUCGCGAACAAUAUGGCUAGAUCCUUUCCUUCUAUCUCGAUCAGGCUCAUGGUUGGUAUCGGGGGCGGCGUUCCCAAGUCUGAUAUUCGUCUGGGGGACGUAGUCGUCGGCCAUGAUGUACUCCAGUACGACUUUGGUAAGACUGUUCAUGGAGGCGAAUUCGCUUGCACGAGCUACCCUGUCAGACCUCCACAUCAAAUUUUGACGGCCGUCUCCAACCUUCGAGCAGAGCAUGAGCAGAGCUCAACCCGAAUACCUUCCAUUCUUGCGGAGAUGCUUUGCCGGAACCAAGAUAUGGUAAACUAUGGCUAUCCCAGCCAAUGCCAGGAUCGUUUAUUUGAUGCAGCUUACGACCACGGCGACGAAAUGCAGGAGUGUGACCAGUGCGAUCAAUCUCAGCUUAUAUAUCGACCUUCGCGGCCAUGUAAAGAGGCCCGGGUUCACUACGGGGCGAUAGCCUCAGGGAACCAGGUUGUGAAGCAUGCUGCGUCAAGAGACAGCUGGGCUGGCCGAAACAACAUCCUGUGCUUUGAAAUGGAGGCAGCAGGGCUCAUCGACCAUUUCCCAUGCUUGGUCAUCCGGGGGAUUUGCGACUACUGCGACUCACACAAGAAUAAAACCUGGCAGAAGUAUGCCGCGGCAACAGCAGCGGCAUAUGCAAAAGAACUUCUUCAAUCGGUCCACCCUGCUUCAGAGCUGAUGUCUUGGGUUAAUACGCUUGAUAGUUGCGGCGAUUCAACCACCCCAGAGCUUCAACAAUGCUUACCGUCGGACUCUAUCAAGAAAUCUCGAAAAGAAAAGAUGGAGUCACUGAGGUUCGAACAUAUAGAUAACCGACGGAUGAACAUCAAGAAGGCACACUUGAAAACCUGUAAAUGGAUGCUGAAGAACGAAGAAUACCUUGAUUGGUUGGACGAAACGAAAAUUCGGGAACAUGGCGGCUUUUUCUGGAUCAAAGGCAAGCCAGGGGCUGGAAAGUCGACAAUGAUGAAGUUCAUCUCCGAUGCAUCACAAAAGAAGAGAGCUCAUCACACAACUCUUGAUUUCUUUUUCAAUGCCCGUGGUCAUGACCUGGAGAAAUCGACAACCGGAUUAUAUCAGUCCAUCCUAUUCCAACUGCUUACAAAAUUCCCCUCCCUCCAGGAUAUUCUGGAUUGUUCGAGGCUGUUUGCCAACGGAACGCCUCGUCAAUGGACGAACGAUUUAAUGAAAGAAUUGAUUGAGCGGGCAAUCGAAAAGCUUCCCUCUUCUGUGGUCUGCUAUAUUGAUGCACUUGAUGAAUGUCAUGAUAAUCAGAUACGGGACAUGAUUAGCUUUUUUGAACGCCUCGGCCAGCUAGCAAUAUCUACUGGGGUUGGAUUUUAUGUAUGUUUCUCAAGUCGCCAUUAUCCCCAUAUCUCUAUGAGAGAAGGUUUGGGGCUGGAAAUCACCCUUGAGAAGCAGCACCACCACGGAGACGAUAUUCGCGAAUAUGUCGACAGUGAGUUGGCAAUUGGACAUGGUAAACUCGCUGACGAAAUUAAGAGCGAGCUGCUAGAAAAAUCAUCCGGGGUGUUUAUGUGGGCUGUGCUUGUCGUCAAAAUCCUCAACGAGGAACGAGACCGUGGGCGUAUACACAAACUACGCCAAAGGCUGCGGGAAAUACCAAAGGAUUUGCACGAACUUUUUCGGAGCAUCUUAUCUCAAGAUCAUUACAACAAGGAGGAAUUACUUCUUUGUUUCCAAUGGAUUUUGUUCUCGAAACGACCAUUGACACUGCUCGAACUUCAUCUUGCAAUCCUUUCUCAAACUGAUGACCCUACUCAAGUGGAUCCUGAAGACUUGACAGAGGAGGAUUCCAGAAUUUUCUUACUAGAAUCUUCCAAGGGGCUAGCCGAAGUCGCAAACUCUAAGGCUCCAAUAGUUCAGCUUAUCCAUGAGUCUGUCAAAGACUUUCUUCUUAAAGACAACGGGCUGCGAAGUUUAUUCAAUGACUUGAACGACAAUCUUCCGGGACAGAGUCACAUUCGGCUUAGAGAUUACUGUAAUCUUUAUAUCAAGAACGACAUACGCUUGCGGUAUGACACCUAUCGGGUUGGAAAAGAAUUGCAUCUGGAAAAGCUGAGGCAAGCAUUCCCGUUUUUGGAGUAUGCCAUUGAUGGCCUCCUGUUUCAUGCGGAUGCAGCAGGAUCAUUUGGAAUUGAUCAAAGUAAUUUCUUGCAUAACUUUCAUCGCCACACGUGGAUUUAUCUCCAUAAUCUAUUUGAAAAGUUCCAGUUGCGACGCUACAACCCUCGGAUAGACCUUCUCUACAUUCUAGCUGAAGCCAACGCACCAUCACUUGUUGAAGAAUGUACUUCACCUGGAGAUUGCCUCACAGUUGGAGUUGGGCGUUAUGGCUGCCCCUUGUUGGCAGCAAUGGUUCACGGACAUCAGGGAGUGGUAGAAGCAUUUAGAAAUAAUAUUGCUUGCACUCUCCCCGUGGACAACCGCGCCGGAAAUGAGAAACACUAUCGUGAGGAUAACACCAAAGUGUCCAAACUCAGCCGCGAUUUUACCUUCAAGUCAUCAGGUAGAUCUCUCUUGUCAUUCCUUGCCGAAUAUGGCGACCUGGAGCUCCUCCUUACUCUUUACCAUAGGCGAGAUCGUCUCCGGCUGCCGUUGGCGGCACCAAGACCCGGCUACCCUCAUGCCGACUCUGUCUUUUUCUAUGCUGUGCGAAAUUCUCAUUGGGAAGUUGCAAAGUUUUUGUUAGAGACGGGUCAGAGUGACCUCGAGCUUCUAAAUACCCAGGACCAUAUCCUUUUGUAUCGUGCUAUUAUUAAGGGCGAACUAGAAAUUAUGGAUCGUCUUUUGGUUGUUGGCCACGUUCGAAAUGGCCCGUUGCUUUUAGUUGCUGCCGAGCACGGUAAAAAUCAAUAUGUACAGGCCGUGCUGGACGCCAAUGGCGUUGAUCCUGAUUUCCAGGACUUUGAGGGCAGAACGCCGCUUUUAGUCGCCGCUUCAAAGGGCCAUGACGAAACUGUACGAGUUCUUCUGGAAUCUGGAAGGGUUUACCCGGAUUCUGGAGACAAUUUGGGUCGAACCCCGUUGUCAUAUGCGGCCUCAAAUGGUCAACUGAAAGUUGUGAAGAUUCUUCUUGCGAUAGACCAGGUAAACCCGGAUUCUAAAGACAAUUACGGCCGGACCCCCUUAUCAUAUGCGGCCUCACAUGGUCAACUGGAAGUUGUGAAGAUUCUUCUCCCGACAGGACAGGUCAACCCUGAUUCAGAAGACGAUGAUGGCUGGACCCCUCUAUUCUACGCUGUUGUACGUGGUAAUGUGGAAGUUAUCAAGACUCUUCUUGCGACGAGACAGGUUAAUCCUGAAUUCAAAGAUACUUCCGGUCGGACCCCCUUAUCACAUGCGGCCUCAAGGGGUCAACUGGAAGUUAUAAAGAUUCUUCUCGCGACAGGACAGGUCAAUCCUGAUUCAAAAUCUACUUCUGGCCGUAUCCCGCUGUACUAUGCAAUCCGCAAUGAGCAUGAUCAUGUGGUUUCUUUCCUCUUGGAAAUAGAUCAGGUCGAUCCAAAUUCAAGAGAUGGAAAUGGCCGUACUCCACUUAUGGUCGCUGCGAUGGGGUCAUCUACACGCAAGGCAAUGAAAGUCCUGAGAAUUAUAUUCGAAUCAGCUCGGGUUGACCGUAAUGCGCAGACAAAUGACGGCGACACAGCGUUUUCUCUCGCUGAAAAAUUCGGGAAUGGAGAGGCUUUUGAGUCCAUUCGUCGAGAACUUCGGAAGAAGGUAGGGUAUGCCACUUGA